Nothobranchius furzeri (turquoise killifish) is the source of this 3513-nucleotide messenger RNA. RefSeq names its product Tax1 (human T-cell leukemia virus type I) binding protein 1b (gene tax1bp1b). Lineage: Eukaryota; Metazoa; Chordata; Actinopteri; Cyprinodontiformes; Nothobranchiidae. The record is from RefSeq and is a predicted model, not a curated record.
UAUUAAAAAUUUCGCACGUGUUUUAAAUAUGCAUCUACAUUUUGCCUAACAGCGUUUGGAUCACAUACUGCUGUGUGCUGAUCUCAGUACACUGGCGUAUGUUUACUAAACCAGGCCCUUUCCGGAAAUGACGCAGUGUUGUUAUUAUUCCAGGAAAAGUACAGGGGAAACCACUGAACUGCGUCAACAAUUGUGCUUAUGAUACAUCUGGAUUUUAGCCGCUGGUUAACAUGACAUCCAGGCACUGCUGAAAAAUUGAUGGAUUUGUACCUGGACAGAACCUCAUUGAGCAGAAACAUGGACACGUCAAACUUUGCACAUGUCAUCUUCCAGAAUGUGGGGAAGAGUUACCUUCCUCAUGCUGCACUGGAGUGUCACUAUACCCUGACAAAGUUCAUCAAACCACAUCCAAAGGACUGGGUUGGCAUAUUUAAGGUUGGUUGGAGCACAGCAAGAGACUAUUACACAUUCCUGUGGUCACCUCUCCCGGAAAACUACGUGGAAGGCACCGCGGCCAACAGAACGGUGGUGUUUCAGGGGUACUACGUUCCCAACGACGACGGCGAGUUCUACCAGUUUUGUUAUGUGACCCACAAAGGGGAGAUCCGAGGGGCUAGCACACCUUUCCAGUUCCGUGCCAACAGCCCCUCUGAGGAUGAGCUGCUCACUGUUGAGGAUGAAUGCAACUCUGACAUCCUUGUAGUCACCACCAAGGCUGGUUUCCUUGAGCAGAAGGUGGAAGAAGCUCAAAAAGAGAAGGAUGAACUCCUCAGAAACAUGGCCCUCCUGCAGCAGGAGAAGGAACAGCUGGAAGCGGAGAAGGAGAGCCUGCAGAAGGGCUGUGAGCGAGAGAAGGAGAUCUGUGCUCAGCUGAAACGAGAGAACCAAGAGGUGCAGCAUGCAUCCCAGGCUGUGCAGGAGGAGAAGGAGGAUGUCAAGAGGAAACUGGAGGAGGCCACAGCCAGGAUAGUACAGCUGGAGGAGGAUCUGAUUGGAGUCACACAGAAAGGCCUUCAAAAGGAAACGGAGUUGGAUAGUCUUAAAGACAGAGUAAAGAAACUCAUGUUGGAGAAGGACGCUCUCGACUCUCACCUCAAGAAUGAGAAAGAUGAGAAGGAGCUUUACAAGAUUCACCUGAAGAACCGAGAGCUGGAGAACACGAAGCUGAGUGCCGAGCUGCAGAUGUUGAAAUCUGUGGAUGUUAACAAGGAAAACACCAUUGCACAGUUUAAAGAGGAGGUGGGCCGCCUGCAGACGUGCCUCACAGAGAAGGAGAAACAGCACCGAGAGAUCCUGUCCAAAGUUUCCCCUCUGGGAGACAUGAAGGUCCUGAAGGAGCAGCUACGGCAAAAGGAAGAGCAGCUCCAGGCCAACCAGCAGCAGUCCGCUCUGCUGGCUGCUGAGCUGAGGGAUGCCUCCAGUACACGAGACCGCACCAUGUCUGAGCUGUACCACAUGAAACUGGAGGCGGAUGCCCUCCGUAAGGCCAAAGAGGAAGCUCAGGCCCAGUGUGUCCGCCUGGAGGUCCUGGUGGAGCAGAUGGAGGAUGAAGCCAAGACAGAAGCAGCCAAAGUGGAGGAAGAAACCGCCACAGACCCGGCUGUUGUAGCAGAGCUGCAGAGAGAGGUGGAGGACCUAAAGCUGCGGCUGCACAUGGCUGCAGAACACUACAAGGAAAAAUACAAGGAAUGCCAGCGACUGCAAAAGCAAGUGGUCAGACUUUCUGAACAGCAAGGGGACCUGAAGAGAAGUGCAGCACCAGUGACCACGGCAGUGCCAGCAUCAGGAAGUCCAGACACAUCCGUGCCAGGCAGUCCAGGUUCGGCUGAUCCCAUGUUGGAAGCUAUCAUCCAGGAGAAGCUAAAGGGGAUCAGCAGAGAGGCUUCUGACAGGAAUGACAAGUACAGAAAGUGCAAGCAGAUGCUGUUUGAGGAAAAGGAGCGUAGUGGCAUGUUUGCUGAUGAAUUGGCCAAGUUGGAGCUGAAGUUCAAGGAGCAGCUGAAGACUAAUGAGAAUCUGAAGCUGCAGCUGGCAGAAGCAGAAGAUCGUUACAAGAGCCAGGUAGCUGAGAAAGGACGGGAGCUGAAGGAGCUGAAGGACACUCUUGCCCUUGUUGUGAAGGAGAAAGAAAAACUGGAGGGGGAGCUCCAGAGGAGCAGCGGGAAGGGUGAUCAGGGGGCCAGUGAGAGAACCAGUUUGGAGGAUCUGCAGCCCGUUGUGCCUUUAGUCCUUCAGUAUCCUGUCCCUUACACCCAGGACACCCCCACCCCUCUGCUGGUUUCUCAGAGCCCCAGUAAGCUGCACUUUGGAAACCCUUACUCCAUCUCAGACUCCAAAGUAGAUGAGACAGAGGAGGAGUUCCCAGACAAUCAGUCGCUCAAGCUGCCCCCCGUGGGCCCGCCCUCCUGGGACAGCAACGUGGUCUGUAUCCAACCCACACGCAACCACAGCCGGCCAGAAGGCCACGAUGAGCCAGAGGAAAACAACAACGUCAACACCACUGAGCAGCCCACAGUGUCACAAACCCGUAGCUCAUUUGUCAAUGAUGGACAGAACGCUUUUUGCUUUGAUCCCAGCAUGGACAUGAAGCGAUGUCCUCUCUGUGAGGUCAUCUUCCCGCCCAACUAUGACCAGAGCAAGUUCGAGGAGCACGUGGAGAGUCACUGGAAAAUCUGCCCCAUGUGCAGCGAGCAGUUCCCGCUGGACUGCGACCAGAAGGUCUUCGAGAACCACGUUCUCACUCACUUUGACGGCCACCUGCUCAACUUUGACUAACAGAAAGAAAAGUCAGCACAUCGGCUCUGCCAUCUUUCUGUUAGCCACUGGAAUAAUUCACCUUAAAUCCUCUUCUGCAUGUAAUGGUGUGAAGAUCCUCUUUUAAGGACAAUUCUGACUUUAUGCUCUCUUACUUUACUUGGAGAUCCACGUCGAGAUGACGUUUAUAAAUCAGUGUGUAUUGCAGGGCUUGGGUAUCAGUUAACAAAACAUUUUUGUUCAGAGAUUUCUCUUUAUUUAUAUUUGGAAGGUCAAGACUUGUUCAUGCAGAAAUAUAUUUUAAUGAUUUAAAACUGACUUGGUUCUCACAGAUCUGUUAGACUACAGGAUGAAACUAAUCAGGGAAAAAGAUGAGUGUUUACCAAACGUACGUCUAAAACAUACAGAUGCUUCCCUCUUUGCUUUGCUGUACCAGUCAGUAGAAAGCAGCCGCGGUGGGAGGAACCCUCAGCGACUAUAUCUACACCAUCAUACAGAAGAACUUCAUCUAUUUUAGAAGAUUUAAAGACGGACUCGAUGUGUCUGUCCUGUGGGUAACUUUUGGUUCGGUUUCCUUUAGGUUUUUGUUUUGAUCGUCUCUUAAGUUUCUUCAUUUCAUCAGCUAAGCAGUGCAUGCUGAGCUUCUUUCAGAUCUCCUUUUUGUUUUCUUUUACCGUCAUAAAUGAUUUCAUUCAAAUAGCUUCAUUAAUUUAGUGGGUUUCGUGUCUCUAAAUGAACUAAUAAAGUCUCUGACAUUGA